CAUCGAUUACCGUACUUUUCCGAAACAGCAAUCGUAAAAACAGUAAUCGGCAGUAUAUAGUUUUUGAUUCCAUCAGGCAAAUCGAAUGAAUCGUCUCAUCGUUCCUGCUGGGCUAAUCCAGCGUUUAAUAUCGCCACAAAAACUCGGCUGGCCACUGUCGCAUCCCUUCCGGAUGCUCGCAACCACCGGUAAUCCAAAGCCACCGGUUCCCAAUGCCGACACGAUAUUCGACAAAAUCAUCCGCCGCCAGAUACCGGCGGAUAUCAUCUUCGAAGAUGAAAAGUGUCUGGCCUUCAACGAUGUGUCUCCCCAGGGUCCGGUGCAUUUUCUGGUUAUCCCAAAGCGGUGCAUCCCGAAACUGGAGGAUGGACAGCCUGCCGAUGGAGAACUGUUUGGGCAUCUGAUGCUGGUGGCCGGUCAGCUGGGUAGAGAGCGGGCCCCGCAAGGAUUUCGGCUCGUAAUAAACAACGGCGAACAUGGCUGCCAGACGGUUUUUCAUUUACAUUUGCAUGUCAUCGGCGGCCGACAAUUGGGAUGGCCUCCGGGUUAAGUUGCAUUGUUAUGUAAUUCAGUUUCUUUCGUUAAUAAAGUAAACUUGAUUUGUAUAAUUUUAA
Messenger RNA from Armigeres subalbatus, 614 nucleotides. RefSeq lists its product as uncharacterized. The record is from RefSeq and is a predicted model, not a curated record. NCBI's taxonomy places the organism in Eukaryota, Metazoa, Arthropoda, Insecta, Diptera, Culicidae. Gene Ontology annotation, molecular function: hydrolase activity. The transcript has a single exon. Gene Ontology annotation, biological process: purine ribonucleotide catabolic process. Gene Ontology annotation, cellular component: nucleus; cytoplasm. Bases 86 to 550 code for a protein of 154 amino acids.